GCUCUGAUUCGCAGCUUGUCAGCGCUUCUCCUUUGGAUACAGUUUCCCGUCCUGAUCACCUACUGGUUCUGCAUGCUGCUCCUGGGCACCCUCUCCAGCAUCUACCGCGCCGUGGUACAUCAGGAGGUGAACGUUGCCGAGGCGCUGAAGGGCUUCUCGGCUCGCCUGCUGACCUACAGCAGCGCGUUUAUGGACCUCCGCGGCCGGGUGAAGGAGAACUCUGGGUCAGAUGGCCUCACGAAGAAAGCCGUCGCAGAGAGGCUCGGGAAGAUUUGCGAGGGUCUCGAGGUGGAAGAAGCAGCGAUUGAGAGCAUCAGCCACAUCAUCUUCAAUA
Molecule: messenger RNA, 334 nt
Organism: Symbiodinium natans
Lineage: Eukaryota; Dinophyceae; Suessiales; Symbiodiniaceae
Source: the annotation of a GenBank genome assembly